Molecule: messenger RNA, 4634 nt
Organism: Stegostoma tigrinum
Lineage: Eukaryota; Metazoa; Chordata; Chondrichthyes; Orectolobiformes; Stegostomatidae
Gene: slc68a1a
Product: major facilitator superfamily domain containing 13A
Exons: 10
Coding region: 449-1969 (506 amino acids)
Source: RefSeq, a predicted model, not a curated record
AGCGGAGCGCGGGGAAGAUGAGAGUUUCGUGGAGGGAGGGACCCGGCCGGGCUGAGGGGCCAGAGAGUCGGGCGGCCCGGGACACCGGCAUCGUCACAGUCGACCUCCUGCCUAGUGACUGACCGGGGACACGGCAGACCACCUCCCUAACCCGCCCCUCUCUCCGGGAGCUGGACGUGACUGUUCUCCUCGACGUUGAGAUUACUUGAUGACAAAAGUUUCCAUUUGAACUUGUCCAUGUCUUGUAUCUUCCCAAGUAAUGAGAUUGAGAAAGAGAAGUAUUGGGAGGAAAUUCCACUGCAUUGGGUCAAAACAGCAGAUAAUGUAAUUGGUUACCGUGAAGUGAAAGCUUUUGGCUGGUCGUGUAAAUUUGAGACUUCUCUGCCAGAGACAGAAGUGAAAUGACUGCUAAGAAAUUUGAACUAGAGUGCAAUGGACUGCUGAAGUCAUGGGAAUUAGACCAGUGAACUGCUUGAGUAUACCUACAGCAGUGCUGUAUGGUUCCUUAUCUCUGUUUGUCUCCAUUCUGCACAAUGUGUUCCUCCUAUACUAUGUAGAUACGUUUGUAUCUGUUUACAAAAUUGAUAAAGUAUCCUUCUGGAUUGGGGAGACCAUUUUUCUCCUAUGGAACAGUCUUAAUGAUCCACUGUUUGGGUGGCUUAGUGACCGCUCAUUUCUGAGCACACAGCAAUCAGGUGCUGCGAUCCCGACUCCAGAAGUGGUAUUGAAACGACUGAAGGCAUUAAUGCGAAAUGGUCCUCUGUUUGCUUUAUCAUUCCUCUCUUUCUGGGUGGUUUGGGCCCGCCCAGGAGUACAGUUUCUCAUCUGCCUUUGUCUGUAUGAUGGAUUCCUCACCCUGGUGGACCUUAAUCAUAAUGCCUUACUGGCAGACCUGGCAGUAUCGGAAAAGGACAGGACUAGACUGAAUUUUUACUGUUCCCUUUUUAGCGCACUUGGCUCUUUGUCUGUGUUUAUGUCCUAUGCAGUCUGGAACAAGGAAAACUUUCUCUCAUUUAGACUCUUCUGUGUAGCAUUGGCUGCCUUUUCAACUCUAGGCUUUAGUUUCUGCACCUGGAUACUCAGACAGCGCUUUCAGUUGGAGCUCAAAGUCAAAUACGAGGAGGCUUCCGUUCUAGAGGAAUUAUACAUUAGUCAAACAUCUCAUACUCAGGAACUGACACUGGCAGAAUACCUGAAACAACUUUCUAGACAUCGGAACUUUGCUUGGUUUGUGACCAUGAACUUGGUGCAGGUAUUUCACUGCCACUUCAACAGUAAUUUCUUUCCAUUGUUUAUGGAGCACCUUCUUUCAGACAAGAUUUCACUCUCCACAGGAUCCUUUCUCCUAGGUGCAUCAUAUAUUGCUCCACACCUAAACAACCUCUAUUUCCUGUCGCUGUGCCACAGAUUUGGGGUGUAUCUGGUUAUCCGAUGGUUAUUCUUCAUAAAACUGACAAUGAGUUUGAUGAUGUUACUGGCAGGACCAGAUCAAAUCUACCUACUUUGUUUCUUCAUUGCCAGUAACAGGGUAUUUACAGAGGGAACAUGUAAACUCCUGAACCUCGUCAUCUCCGACCUCGUAGAUGAAGAUUUUGUGGUGAACAAGAGGAAGCAGGCAGCAUCAGCAUUGCUCUUUGGCAUGGUUGCCUUGGUGACCAAACCUGGACAGACAUUUGCCCCAUUAAUCGGGACGUGGCUUUUGUAUGUUUACACAGGGUAUGACAUUUUUCAGCACGAUGCACUACGGGAUAUUGUGAGCACAAAGCCAGUGGUGGAAUCAAAUGUGGCCUGGAUGGCAGCAGUUCGCCAAGGGUGCUUCUACCUGCUGGUCUUCGUACCUAUCACGUGUGCUGUGCUGCAGCUUCUGGCCUGGUCUCAAUUCAACCUCCAUGGUAAAAGGCUGCAAACAAUCAAAUCAUUGAGGCAGAGUACGUACCAGGCAGACCUACAGGACAUUAAAGCAGUUUAGGUUAUCCGCCUAAACGUGCAGGGGCCAAUACAUCUGUCAUGUCUACUAGAUUAGACGUGAUGUUUUUAAUUGCCACUUCAGCUCAGGAUAUGGAACUUUCACUUUCAAUGUAAUAAUAUUUUUGUUCAGAUAUUUUGAGUAUGAAUUUUGGAAACUUCAUUAAUGUAGCAAAAGACAAGUGAUUCGUAAGACCAUUGUGCCUGAUCAAUUUUCUUUUUAAUUUAACUUCUAAUGUUCACCUGAAGGAGACUACAAAUUGUAUUUUAAUGUCUAGAGUACAUUUCAAGAGUCAUUUAAUGUGUUAAGGAUGCACAAGGUCUUAAGAUUUGCAGAGUCUGUAUUCCCUCAUGUUGCAAAAUUCUGCAGAGUAUAAUUCCACAAUCAGCCAAUUACUCUUGGAGCCAUCUGUUUGCAUGUGUAAUUUUAAAUUUGGAUUGACCGAAAGAUUGAUACUGCUCUGUUGGUAUUGUUCUGCGCUGAACUCUGUUGUUGCUGAGUAACAUUCCCCUACAUCAGCCAGUGGCUGAGGCAGAGAGUUAAAUGUUGGCCUUCCACCUCCUUUGGAGCCGCAUUAAAUUCCACCCAAAUCAGAAAUCUGUGUUGUCUGGAUGUGAAAUUAGUUUGACAGUUUCACUUCAAUAUCUAAGCGGGCUAAGCUUCAAGCACCAAACUUUUAAUUUGGCAGUCUCUUUGCAGGCUGGCUGGAGAUUUUAAGGAAAAGAAAGUGAAGUGUCACAAAAGGACAGCAAGAUAGCCUCUUGUAAAGUGGUAGCUGAGACACCUUGAGGCAGAAAAGGAGGUGUCUUAUCUAGAAUCUAACCAUGUUGUACCUAACCUGAUAGUGAGCAUUUAAUGCUGAGGCUUUGUGUCCGUAAUGGGAAAAUUUUCCAUUCCAUAGCAUUCACAAAAUUGACCUGAAUGAGAAACAGAAUUUUCUGAAUCCAAACCAAAAGGCAGUGGGAGUGAGACUAAAUUGGGCCUGCCUGUAUGACUGAGAAUGCUUGGACAUAGCAGGACAGAAAAUGACCUGGCAAUGAGGAGGAAUCUCAGGUAAUAGACACAUCACUGGCCAAUUGCUCAAACUGUGCCAAUAAUUUCUUCACUGCUGGUACUUACUGUGUGUUAAUUAUUGAUCAAAAUAGUUUGUAUUUCCCAGUUUUCUGCCCAGCAACAAUUGCCUCAUGUAACAGGCUCAUGGUGAAAGUUGAGGUUGAUUGAUAGACAUCAUAUUUGAGUGUGUUAACUUGUAACGGUCUCUCAGGCCACUGGCAGCGCUGGGUUUAACAAUACUGUGCAACCUGAAACUGAAAUGGAGCCAUCUAAUGAUUCAUUUUAUGUUGAACUCUCUGGAGCCGUUAUUAGUUUGAGUGUGUUAAGUUUGCACUUCAAACUUCUGGACCAGAAACCAACUUCAUUUGUCCAGCUUUUAAUGUAAAUUGUGUUGUGUUAUUUAAUGUCUCUUGUAAAGCUUUGAAAGCCUAAUUUACAAUCCUUAAUAGCACGUUAAGUAAAAUCACCAGAAGUGCCAAAUUAUAUUUAGAAGAAUUUGCAUAAAUUACUUUCAAAUACUUGUAUGCACGCUUGCGUUUAUUUAUUUUCCAGCUCUCUCUUUAUUUGCCCGUUGACUCCGGGUUUUACUGUCCCUUCUGCCUUUCCCAUUGCAUAUAUAUGGUCUGAGGCUGGGAGGUCCAACAGUGGAAACUAUCACAUUUUGAUCCUGACCCUUCAUGGAGGUGGAACAGGGCGGAUUGGCCAGUAUUUUUUCCUGUCCUUCACGUUGUAUUUCAUCAUUGUCUAUUUUUAGCAGUUCCUCAGAGAGUUGAAUUCCUGGACUUUAUGUUGUCUUCUGUAACAAUGUAAAUGGAAGAGAAUUUGAUGUUUUUCCAUUUACAACUGUCUGUGAGAGAUGAAAUUCCUCAACAGUGUUGUUGAUUUUUAAUUGCAUCCACUGCCAACCUGUUUCAUAUUAAUGUAACUUUGAAGUAUAGUUAAUGACUGAAGACUUCUGAGGGCAAGAACAGUUUUUCUGUGAUUUUGUGUCUGUCACUCUGCAGAUUUGCAUCUGUUCUCCAGUACAGGGACUGAUGGGAUGGCCAGUCUUUCAGCCUUCUGGCCCUUGCUUCAUUGACAGUAAGCUGUUAGAGAACAUGGGUGAUCACGGCUGACUUUUAUUUUAGUCUGGUUUUUACAAACCUGAGUAUUGACACCUAGUAGGACACUGGCAUUGAACUCUCAAUUAAGAAUUGGUUUCGCUUAUCUAAUUCUGGGACAUGGGAGCAUCACUCAGGUUCUAACAUCUGGUAAUAACUGCAGUUAAUAACUGCUUCUUACCAAUUUGUAUCCUGAUCAGUAAGAAAUACCCUCCCAUGAAUUGGAACAGUGGUGUGCUUUCUAAUGCUGCAUAUAUCAGCUCAAAGGUAUUGCUUUUAAAAUCUCUGAAGUAUGAAAAGGAAGCCAAAUAUAUUUUACCUUUUUUUUAUUCCUGUGAGAUUUAAUCGAUUUCAUGUUCAGGAAUGGGAUGAAAUGAAGACAUUUGUGAAACAGGUCACUGCUUUUAAGUUGUAGCAAGCCAGAAAGUUUUGUUAUAUUAAAUGUUACUUACAACAUUUUAAAGAUUUUGAAAUAAUUAUUCAGCAAACAAAAUAAAGAUUUGUUUGAUGUAAAA